Agrilus planipennis (emerald ash borer) is the source of this 1565-nucleotide messenger RNA. RefSeq names its product diacylglycerol O-acyltransferase 1B-like. NCBI's taxonomy places the organism in Eukaryota, Metazoa, Arthropoda, Insecta, Coleoptera, Buprestidae. The transcript is spliced from 8 exons. The coding region runs from base 159 to 1226 and encodes 355 amino acids. Gene Ontology annotation, molecular function: diacylglycerol O-acyltransferase activity. Gene Ontology annotation, cellular component: endoplasmic reticulum membrane. The record is from RefSeq and is a predicted model, not a curated record. Gene Ontology annotation, biological process: triglyceride biosynthetic process.
AAAGUUUACUUAUAAUGAAUUUUCGCUGUUAUGUAAAUUACUGCAUAAACUACGGAGAUAAUCUGGCAUAAUGAUCACUUAGUUGCGUCUUAUGUGAAACAUUUUUAACAUUAUUUAUUUUACAAAACUUGUAUUAACACUGCGUGAAUAUUUUCGACAUGAAAGAAACUGCUAAGAAAACUUCGUACGGUGUAGGUAUUCAAAACUGGAUUCUUAUAUUUAGUAUCAUAUGUGCUAUUAAUUUUGCUCUGGGAACCUGGAAAUAUAAAAACGUAUCAGAUCGUUUUAUUUGCCCUAGCGAGUAUAUCGAGUUAUUCAUCCACUACAUAAGAAGCCAUUUUCGAUCUUUUAUAUUAUUAUUAUUGUGUGUUGUUUUACAAUCAAUCUUAUCCGUUAUAAUAGAGAAAUCUUUAAUUUACAAUUACGUGUCGGAAUCGGCAGGUCUUGCAUGUCAUCUGAUAAAUAGCUUGUUGCCCACGAAUUUUGCACUUGCCUCUUCUUACUUGGUUUACAUAGAUCCAUGCACUCUUUUUUUCGUUAUGGUUCACGUGAUCCAUAUCACUUUCUUGAGAGGGAUUUCAUACGCUUUCGUCAAUAGCCGCUUGCGAAAAGAAUGGCGUGAAUGUAUCAAAGAAAAUGCGUAUAAUAAAAAAGAAACAAAAAAUGUAUACCCCCAAAAUAUUAAUAUAAGGGAUUCGUUACGUUUUUGGUUUGGAGCGCCGUCUGGGACAUACAAACCAGAGGUUCCUUCUCGUAUCAUCACACUAAAUCUCAGUUGGCUCGGAGUUGGACUGGUGAAGGCUGUUAUUUUUACGUAUAUUUCAUUAAAUAUUCUUCAUGUUUUCGUUGCUCCGGCUGUGGAAGAAUGUGUUCAAUACAUCGAAAAGGGGGUUCUUUCCGAAGCACUCGGAUGCUUCCUAAGAUUAUUGAUCCCAGUUAAUCUUUUAUGGUUAAUUGGUGUUUACUAUUUUGGGUUGGUUACAAUAACUGGAACAUGGUCUAAAGUCGUGGGAUACCGUUCAAGUAAACAGAAAGAUUGGUGGAACAGUGAAACAGUGUCUGAAUACUGGACAAAAUGGAAUUAUUUUGUACACGAAUGGUACAAAGAAACAAUAUUCAUUCCUUUAGUAAAAAGUGGAAUUAGUUCACAAAGUGCGAAUGUUGCUAUUUUCGCAUUUAGUGGACUUUUACACGUCUUCUUUGUAAGUAUUGGACUUUACAAUUAGGUAAUUUUAAUAUUUUAGAUUUACAUUUUAAUCCCUGUACGGGUUGAGUUUUAAAAAGUCCUUCUUUACUGCUCGUCUACGUUGUAUAGAAAACGCCUGUAGAAAAUAGAAAGUCUCUAGACCCGGUUUAUCCUUUUCUACAUUAUAGAAGAUAGACUGAUAGAUUUUGGUUAUAAUAAAAAAUUCCGUAAUCGAGAAUUAGCACAGUAUUAAAUACGAAAAUUUGAGUUUUAGAAAGUCCUUUCUUACUGCUCGUCUACGUUGUAUAGAAAACGCUUGUAGAAAAUUUCAAGUCUCUAAACACGGUUUAUCCUUUUCUACAUUAUAGAAGAUAUAGUU